CUCCCUUGGUCAUGCAGUCCCUUUUUCAAAUUCAAAUGGUCAUUUCCCUCUCCCAUAAACCCAAUUGGCCAAUUCCCUUCUCUCCUCAUUUCUUUCUCUCUGAUCAUUAAACUGUUUUUGAAAGACCACAAUUAAACCAUAACAUAAAAGAAGGUACAAAAUGUGCACACCAUGGACAAUUCCAAGGUUUGUCAGAUGGAGAGUGAGGGACUGGGCUUCUUGUUUCUUGGCUUGCAGGUUUCCUAUAGAUGAUGAACCAAAUACAUAUCGUUCUUCAUCACCUCAACCAGUGAAAAAUAUGUCUUUCGACAAAAAGGGUGAUAGUAAAGUCAAUCAGAAUAACAAAAAAAUGUCAUGGCACAAAAAACGCAGCAAAGAGAAACGACCAAAACUCAGUUCCACACAACAACCUAAAGACUCCAACAACAACAUUCCAGUUGAAAAUGGCGCUGAUGAAGCACGUUGGCCACAUUUUUCAGAUGAAGAAUACAUAGUAUUCUGCUUUAGAGAGGAUGGAGCAUUUGAUGUAGUCAAAGAUGGAAAGCCAGAAACUUCCAAACCCUUUGACUGCACGUCCAGAAAUUCAAGACCUGUAAACCGAAAGCUUAAUUAUGUUGACGAAGCCAAAACAGUUGUAGAAAGGUAUAGCAAUGAGGAAAAGUUGAAGAGAGAUGGACAUGAUAUUUUCCCUACAAAUGAUGGAGGUGUUAGGAUCUCUGACCAAAAGGAUGAGGAAGAAGAUUGCAUAUACUUCGAUACAGAAUCGCCUACACAUGGAUUCAGAAGGAGAUAUCAAAGUGAGGAGGUUGAAGACCGUGGCCUGGUAUCAGUAGAAUCAAGUGAAUCCAAUCUAUCAGAUGGCAGUUCACGCUCUUUUGCCUUCCCUGUGUUGGGUUGGGAAUGGAUGGGUAGUCCUGUGCAGAUGCCAAAAUCAGAAGGCCUGCAGUUAAGGAAGCACAAGGCCCGUUUUGUGGGCUUUCAGUGUUGUAAAUUCUGAAGUUUGCUGUCUCUGUCUCUUUCUCCGUUCUCUUCCACUCUCCCUCAAUUUUGUCUCACAUAGGAUUGGAUUGAACAUCAAGAAACUACUUGUACUUAUCAUUCAUUCGUACAAAUAGAAAUGAUUUUAAUGUUUAAGAUUUUUAACCAUAUGUGAAUAUCCCACUUUUAAGUUUUAA
Quercus robur (English oak) is the source of this 1175-nucleotide messenger RNA. RefSeq names its product protein BREAKING OF ASYMMETRY IN THE STOMATAL LINEAGE. Gene Ontology annotation, biological process: regulation of asymmetric cell division. Bases 161 to 997 code for a protein of 278 amino acids. Lineage: Eukaryota; Viridiplantae; Streptophyta; Magnoliopsida; Fagales; Fagaceae. The transcript is spliced from 5 exons. The record is from RefSeq and is a predicted model, not a curated record.